UAAUUUAUUAUUCAAGUAAACGAUUAUUUUUUAUUUUUUUAAAAACCUAAUCAAAUGGUUCAAAUGUUGUAAUAAAUUGAUUACUUGAUAUUAAACAAAUUUAUUAUUUAUUUUACUUUUUAAUAUGUCAGUGCUCCGGCCUAACAUUCUUUGGAAGGUAUCGCAAAAAUCAUUUCAAGUGUGGUCACCUACUGUGUAUGGAUUAAGAUUGCAAUCAAAAUAUUCGUCAAACGCAGACUCAUUCCUUAACGGAGCCAAUGCGAAUUUCCUUGAAGCGCAAUACUUGGACUGGUCAAAAAGUAAAGGAGCUAUAGAUUCGUCCUGGGAUGAAUUUUAUGUAAGUCUCAGUGGACCGGCGUUGAAAAUAGAGGAAUUUGAAAAUGAGUUUAGUCCAACGACUAUACAGUCUAGAGAGAAAACAACAUCAGCUGCAAAGGAUAAAGAGGCCGAGCGAGAAAAGAUCAAGUUACAUUUGGCUGUCCAGAACCUAAUAAGAAGUUAUCAGUGUCGUGGUCAUCUACUUGCGAAGACUGAUCCGCUUGGUUUGACCCUGGGUGCAAGAUUCCUGUUGAAGAACGACUACCCUCACAACAUGACCUUGAAAGGGGUGGAAUGUCAGAUCGUUGCGAGGGAAUUGGGAACGGUAUUAUGUGAAAAACAUAUGGACAUGGUAUUUGAACUGCCGGAUCGAACAUUUCUUGGCGGAAAUGAGACUGCCCUCACACUUAGAGAGAUAAUACACCGCCUUGAAAAAGUGUACUGCAGUUCAAUAGGCGUGGAAUAUAUGCACGUGUACAAUAUAGACAGCCUCCAAUUCAUUAGAGAGCGCAUCGAGAAGCCUGGCGCGUUUGACAAGACAAUUGAAGAAAAACGACUCAUUAUGCGUCGGCUAACCAAAGCUGUGUUUUUAGAGAAAUACUUCGCAACCAAAUGGCCGGCCGAGAAAAGAUUCGGUCUGGAAGGCGGCGAGAGUAUGAUAGUCAUGUUGGAGGAAAUCGUUGACAGUAGCUCCAGAUUAGGUGUGGAGUCUAUAGUCAUGGCGAUGCAGCACAGAGGUCGUCUGAAUAUGUUAGUGAACGUGUGCCGGAAACAAUUGACGGAUAUUUUUGCACAAUUCAAACCAAUGGAGCCCAAGGAACCGGGUUCAGGCGACAUCAAGUACCAUCUGGGAACGUACAUCCAUCGGUUCAUACGUCAGACCAACAAGUAUAUCAAGGUGUCUAUGAGUGCCAACCCCUCCCAUUUGGAGGUGGUGUCGCCUGUGGUCGUCGGUAAAGCCAGGGCAGAGCAGCACUGGAGAGGGGACAAUAAUGGCGAUAAGGUGAUGGCAAUAAUAAUUCACGGGGACGCAGCAUUCUCCGGACAGGGGGUGGUGUACGAGACGGCGCACCUGAGCAGCCUGCCCUCUUUCACUACACACGGCUCCAUCCACAUUGUGUGCAACAACCAAAUUGGAUACACCACGGAUCCGAGGUUCGCCAGGAGCUCACCGUACUGUUCAGAUGUGGCCAAGUGCGUGGAUGCACCGGUACUGCAUGUGAAUGCUGACGACGCGGAGGCGGUGGCACACGUGGCUCGGAUGGCCAUCGAGUACCGCUGCAAGUUCAAGAAGGACGUGGUCAUCGACCUGGUGUGCUACCGUCGCUUCGGUCACAGCGAGGAGGAUGAGCCCAUGUUCACACAACCGUUUAUGUAUAAGAAGAUACGGACCAUGGAGACUGUUGAUAAAAUCUAUGGAGCAAAACUGAAAGCUGAAGGAAUAGUAACAGACGCCGACAUCAAACAAUGGGAGAAAGAGUAUAUGGACACAUUGAACAAACACUUUGAACUCGCCAAGAAGAUAACAAAGCUCAGCAUAAUGGAUUGGAUUGACACGCCAUGGACUGGAUUCUUCGAAGCCACUGAUCCUAACAAGAUCCAAGAAACGGGCAUAAGUGAUGCCACUAUAUCCACUAUAUCGCAGCACUUCUGCAGACCACCGGAGUCGUCAUUUGAGAUUCACAAGGGCAUCAUGAGAAUACUCGCAAACAGAGAGAAAAUGGUGAAAGAAGGUAUUGCUGAUUGGGCAAUGGGAGAAGCGCUUGCAUACGGUUCGUUGCUGCGUGACAAAAUACAUAUUCGUUUAACUGGUGAAGACGUCGAGAGAGGCACCAUGGCCCAUAGGCACCAUGUGUACCACCACCAGGGUGUUGAUGGAGCCACCUACAGAGUACUGGACGUGCUGUACCCUGACCAAGCGCGGUAUAGUCUACAUAACAGUUCUCUAUCUGAAUUUGGUAUCUUGGGCUUCGAAGUGGGUUAUUCGUAUUCGAGUCCAUAUCUGCUGACGAUAUGGGAGGCACAGUAUGGAGACUUUGCUGACACUGCGCAGCCCGUGUUCGACACGUUCAUAGCUAACGGCGAGAGCAAGUGGGUGUGUCAGUCGGGCCUCGUAGUGCAGUUGCCUCACGGUAUCGACGGAGCUGGUCCAGAACAUUCGUCGGGGCGCGUGGAACGCUUCUUGCAGCAGGCGGACGACGAUGAAGAUAACAUACCAGACCUUGACGACAAAGACAUGGUCUUGAAACAACUCCGCUCUGCGAAUUGGAUCGUGUGCAAUCUGACGACACCGGCAAAUUACUUCCACAUGAUACGGCGGCAGAUCGCACUGCCCUUCCGCAAGCCAGUGAUACUGAUGACACCGAAAAUAGGCCUCAAGCACCCCUUUUACAGAUCGAAAUUUGAAGAUUUCCGGCUGGGAACAUCCUUCCAAAGGGCAAUAAGAGAAUCAGGACCGGCAACGAAGAAGCCGGAAUCCGUUAAAAAACUUAUAUUCUGCUCCGGAAAAGUGGCUAUUACAAUCAGCGAAUUACUCAAAGAGAAGAAACUAGAAGACAAUAUAGCUAUGUGCCGCAUCGAACAGUUGUACCCGUUUCCAUACGAUAUCGUGUUGAAAGAGUUCUGCAGAUACGAGAAUGCCAAGGUUUUCUUUUGUCAGGAGGAACACAAGAAUCAAGGGCCGUGGCCAUUCGUCAAAGUUCGAUUGGAGAAUCUGUUUGGGAAGAAAAUUGGUUGCAUAUCCAGACCAUCAAGCUCGGCGUCAGCGACUGGCAUAAAGUGGGUUCAUGCAAAGGAGCUGAAGGAGUUAAAAGAGAAAAUUGUUACGUUAUAAAUUGUGGUUUGUUUUAUAGAGAAAUUGCGUCUAAACAUAUGUUAAUAAAUU
Achroia grisella is the source of this 3202-nucleotide messenger RNA. RefSeq names its product 2-oxoglutarate dehydrogenase complex component E1-like. Gene Ontology annotation, cellular component: oxoglutarate dehydrogenase complex; mitochondrion. Bases 125 to 3151 code for a protein of 1008 amino acids. NCBI's taxonomy places the organism in Eukaryota, Metazoa, Arthropoda, Insecta, Lepidoptera, Pyralidae. The transcript is spliced from 21 exons. The record is from RefSeq and is a predicted model, not a curated record. Gene Ontology annotation, molecular function: thiamine pyrophosphate binding; oxoglutarate dehydrogenase (succinyl-transferring) activity. Gene Ontology annotation, biological process: tricarboxylic acid cycle.